This is a messenger RNA of Symbiodinium sp. CCMP2592, 1749 nucleotides long. The record is from the annotation of a GenBank genome assembly. Lineage: Eukaryota; Dinophyceae; Suessiales; Symbiodiniaceae.
AUGGAAAGAUCCGACGACAAUGACAGUGAGCAGAGCAUGUCCACGGCAGCUGCGACAUUACGGCACAUGGAGCAUGUGGUCAUGACUUUGGAUCACAUGAACGAGCAGAUGUCAGACUUUCGUGGCAUCAAGGCUUCCUUAGCAAGGAUUGAGAGAAGCCUCCGGACCAUACCACCGGACUCCGGCAGUCGGUUUCGCAGACCUUCCGAUGCUUCUCUGACGUCAAUGACGUCUGCAGCCAGAGUGGAGGGCGAAGCGAUGCAAACCCCGAAGCUGGACUCGGAACUACUUUCUUCCCUAUACAGACUUGAGGCGGCAAGGGCCGAGGAGCUGUGCAGCAGCAGACGAAGAGGCACGAAGAGGUCCACUCGAAGCCCCAAGGGGAGUCAAACAAAGCCUGCAGGUGAGGCAGUAGAUAUAGCCGGUCUACACCUAGCCAGCUCACGUGAUUCUCGGCCUCCUGAAUCGAAGAAGAGCGGGCGGAAGCUGUCCGGAUCUGCUUCCUCAGCAGCCUUUGUUUCGGAACACGCCGGCGACGAAAUUCUCCCAGAACGUGCUGCCAGCAUGAAGCCAAGAGCUCUUACAUCGCCACCUGCGAUGUGUCGGAGGAAGUCGUUGGACGAUCUUCGGCAGUUUCACGAUGCGGUGAUUGCAGCUCCCACCUGGGUAUCCCCUCUCUCACGCAGGAAUUCCAUGGAGACAGCAACAGCACUACCGCUCCUGGGGUGGUUCCUGCUCUCGAUGGUCGGCAUACUCGACUUCUUCGACGGCAGGAAAUGGCGAAACCUUGCGCGGUGCAGCCUCGGGGUGCAGAUUGUGGGUGUUGUCGGUCUGGUAGCGGCCAUGAGUACAUCGACUGGUGAUUUCGAGGACGUUGAGCCACUGAUCACAUCGGCGCUUUACUUCUUUGGUGUCGCUGCUGGGGUGCUUAGCCUGCGAGGGAACAACAUCACGUGGCUGCUGGGUCCCUCCGAGUACUUGAUGGAUGACUACGCACUCGAGUCGGAUUUUCUGGAUGACUGGAGAAAGGUUUCCAAGGCACGACUUUUUCGAAUCAGCGGCUUCUUCGUCCUUAUGAUCAGCUCGCGGGUGGGUGCUCUGUUUCUGACCGAGAGGGAAAUCUUCGGGAAGUACAGGGAGUUCCACGUUCUCACAGUGGUCGCUUUCACUUCAAUGGCGGCGUGCUACUGCACGGCUUGCUACUGCGUGCUGCAUGUAGCUGCAGGUUUGGAGCUCGCCGUGGACAGCUUUGCAUUGCGCUUCUUCAGCACGGGCGACAUGGAGGCUGCAGUGAUGAGUUGGAACAUUGUGCAAGCCACACUGCGACAGACUUCGUGCAAACUAAGCAACUUCCUGGUCUUGCUGGCUUCGUCUUGCGUGGGAGCAUUGAUCAUAUUUGCAUACCAGGUCGCAUCCCUGACUCUCUCUGCCGACGGAGUGUCCAUGGAGCACAUCAUCAAAUGGCUAGGGUGGUUAUACUCUCCCCUGAUUUUGUUUCUCUAUGUUCUGUCGAGUUCAGCAGCCGUCACGGAGAAGGUCGAUCGCUUGGCACCCCUCGUGAACUCCUGGUCAUUCCAUGGUCGCGAGACCCUGGACGAAUCGCGACAGUACGUGGUGUCAUAUAUCCUGCAUAGCCAUGCAGGUUUCUAUGCUCGCGGUAUCCGCAUUACAUCCGCGAACGUGCAGAAGCUCGUCUACUACUUCGCAGCAGCGUCGUGCGGCCUCCUCACUAACCUGUGGCAGAGAUAG